Messenger RNA from Funneliformis geosporum, 798 nucleotides. Lineage: Eukaryota; Fungi; Glomeromycota; Glomeromycetes; Glomerales; Glomeraceae. The record is from the annotation of a GenBank genome assembly.
AUGUCAUUCGAACAAGCACAUAACAGAAAUGACAUGAAAGAAUUAACUUUUGUUGUAUUGAAGUAUUGUUCUAAUAAGCUUGGAUAUAGAUUGGACAAACUUAGGGAAAAUAUAACCAAUGAAGGAGGCAAGAUAAACGAAGUAUAUAUUGAACCUUUCUUGGAUUAUGCUAAAACUAGAAUUGAUGUUGAUGAUAUGUAUGGGAAAAAACCCGCUAUAUCUAGGGUUUGUUACAAUUAUUAUCAAACAGUAAAAAAGGAUUCGGCAAUUCUGAAAAAAUUUCUAAAACAUAUCAAAAAAAAGUGGGAUCUUAUAUUGGAAUUGCAAUUAUUGAAUCCUGAUACGGCUGAUCAAACCACAUUUUCAUGGAAUAAUAUCGUCAAAAUUUUUUUACCUGUUCGAGAAGAAUAUAAUGAUUUUAAGAAAAGAUGUAUGAAAGAUCGUGCGAUAAGAGAAAGUCUAGAACGUAUAUAUGGUGGUGACAAGGAAAAGAAAUUUAUAGCGAUAUCUAAAAGAUGCUGUUAUUUAUGUGAAUCAUAUAUCAGAUUUGUAAAUUUCAAAGGAUAUAAAAUUACCGUUUCUGAAUCACACAAGAAGUUAUAUCAUAGAUGGAAACUACCAAAUACCUUUAAGCAGGAAUUCAUGGAAGAUAUUGUGUUUGACUUCGAUGGGAUCAUAGAGAGUGAAAUAAAAUACCAUAUUCAUAUAAAUUCUGAUAGUGAUCCAGAAAGUGGUGAUUCUGAUAUUGAUCGAAAUUUUAGUACUACUUUGAGUUAUGCUGAUGAUUUAUUGGUUUAA